This is a messenger RNA of Rhizophagus irregularis DAOM 181602=DAOM 197198, 432 nucleotides long. RefSeq lists its product as uncharacterized. The record is from RefSeq and is a predicted model, not a curated record. NCBI's taxonomy places the organism in Eukaryota, Fungi, Glomeromycota, Glomeromycetes, Glomerales, Glomeraceae.
AUGGAUAUAUUUGAUGCGAAAUUAUCUUUUACUGUCGAGAAAAAAAUCAUUCACGCAAGUGCGGUUAGUAUAAUUGUUGGAGAUGUCCCCCGAGUAUCUAGUUUGCUUAUCAUUCAUUUUUUAUAUGCACCAGCUUCUGCAUUUAAUCAUUUAUAUGCAAUAUCUAUUAUAUGUACUUUCUUGUCUGGAUUGGUAUUCAUCAUCGGAUUCUUUUAUAGAAUAUAUGAAUCACUGAUUAGAGAUUAUGAAAAACCAACUGCACAAGAAUUUACUGCACAAGAAUUUACUGCUCAAGAAUUAACUGCACAAGAAUUAAUUGCACAAGAAUUAACUGCACAAAAAUUAACUGCACAAGAAUUAACUGCACAAGAAUUAACUGCACAAGAAUUAAUUGUAAGCAAAAAAAGCAAAAAGCAAUUUUCAGAGGCAUAA